AUGAGCGAGUCUCCCCGUCCCAGCAGCGACAGGUACUCCAUGAGCCUGGAGCAGAGCUUACAAGAACUUCAAGAAAAAAUCCAGCAGCACCGGGAGGAACUUGCAACCCUUCAACGCAAUGGUAGACCAUCUGCCCAAAACAAGCCCGGCCCAGGCCCAGGCCCAUAUGAGGUCAUGAAGGGUGCCUUUGAGCAAGUUGCCAACACACCUCCUUUCGUACCCUUCUCGGGGUCUGUCUUGCCCGCGCUCGUGGCCCUGCGGAAGACGCAUCAGACUAUUGCAGAGUCGCGAGCUUAUCUGACCAGCCAGAGAGCCUCACUUGAUCAGGCCAAACACAGGCUAGAAAGCGAGCAGGCGAACCUGGCUGACCAGAAGCUGCUACAGCAGAGUUUGGAAAAGCGCAUCCAAUCGCUCGAAGAUGAAGCCGAGUCUCGGAUGGAACUUUCGCCCGAGCAGGCCGCCAAGGAAAGACUAGACGAACUGAAGCAGAAGAGGCGGUAUUACGACAAGGAGACUUCAAAACUACUCAAAGCUGUGAGGAAAUUCAUCGAUGACCAUCUAGCGGCACAGUUGGCGGCGGAAGACCUCGGUGGACCGGUCGUUGGUGAAAUGAUGGAAAUUGAUUCUGAUCAACUGGUUGCGGGUUUCAACGCCCAGGGUCGGCCAAUGCAGAUAAAAUCCAAGCCGGAUGAGGACAAGCGACAGAGACGUCUCGAGGAAGUCUGGGGUCUCCCGCAAGAAGACGGGAAGGAUAGGCGUGGCGAGGUAGAUGAGGCAACAGCGGCAGGACGUGAGAUGCGCGAGCUCAUAGAGGAGCUUCUCAACCAGCUCGUGGAGGCCGGGGGCGAAAACACGGGCGCCUACGUUAAGAUCCCGAAGGAGACGGCAGCGGCACGAUUUCUGGUCCGGUCCAAGGUCGCACAGUUCCAUCCUAGAGAUGCCACGAGGCUCAAGUUGAUUGAUUUCGGUAGAGAGCUAGAUGACUAG
Messenger RNA from Colletotrichum truncatum, 987 nucleotides. RefSeq lists its product as uncharacterized. The record is from RefSeq and is a predicted model, not a curated record. Lineage: Eukaryota; Fungi; Ascomycota; Sordariomycetes; Glomerellales; Glomerellaceae. Gene Ontology annotation, biological process: kinetochore assembly; mitotic sister chromatid segregation. Gene Ontology annotation, cellular component: nucleus.